Agrilus planipennis (emerald ash borer) is the source of this 4187-nucleotide messenger RNA. Its product is annotated as dual 3',5'-cyclic-AMP and -GMP phosphodiesterase 11. Bases 951 to 3824 code for a protein of 957 amino acids. The transcript is spliced from 16 exons. Gene Ontology annotation, molecular function: protein binding; 3',5'-cyclic-AMP phosphodiesterase activity; 3',5'-cyclic-GMP phosphodiesterase activity. Gene Ontology annotation, biological process: signal transduction. Lineage: Eukaryota; Metazoa; Arthropoda; Insecta; Coleoptera; Buprestidae. The record is from RefSeq and is a predicted model, not a curated record.
GGCUUCGUGAAACUGCUGAUUGUAGAGGCGGCCAGAGUCAGUCACAGUAUAAGCGUCAGUUAGUUGUUUUACGAUCCUGGCAGAGUUCGGUCGUUUUCAAGUCGAACCGUGGAGCGAAACAGUUCGACGCAAAGUUUUUAUUUAAUAAUAAAGUUGUUUAUUUUAGUUUUGAGUGUGUUCGUUCGUUUUCUUUGUUUCUCGGAGUUCAGUGCUAAGUGCGAAAUAGCAAAAAAAAGGACGAUUGGAAAUUGGGAUUAUAGUAUACUUAUAUUGUAAAUCAUACGCCUAUGCUGAUUUAUUUAUGAAACUGUUUUUUGGAUGACAUACAGCAGCAGCCGAUCGCAACCGCUUAAUAAGAAAGACAGUAGCAUGAAAAAUUGCUUUGAGACUAGUUAUAAUUGUUGCUAUCUCACUCAAGAGUCAUCGGUCAGAUUAAAAAGAUCUAUUUUGCCGAAAGAGAUAUCGAAUCGGUAGUUUUUUGAGUGAAAUAAAAAAAGCUAUGUUCAUUCCGAUUCCUUUUUAACAAUAGGCUUCGUAAUUUAAUCAAAACGGCUCCACAAAGUAACGCGACCCCUUGGUACAUCAUCGAAUACAACAGGCAACUUAACACCCCGACGUGGUUAGAUGAUACAACGAACGAGACCCUAGAAGAAGCGAAUAAUAACGGGAAAGGGUCGAAAUACAAUCAUCAGCAGAAGCCGACGGUGAAAUUGAGAAGACAAAAGCUGCUGGAGCUUUCGUCAAGGAUUUCGUCGAAACUCAAGAUUAGUGCGCAGGGUGAGCAAGAGUCUUUGCUGCGCGUCGCACUGCGCAAGACCAGCGUUAAGGUUAAUAACGUGACGGUGACUUUGAAACAGUGGUGGCGCGAUGUGGGGGGGCUGUGUCCCAGGCCCCCUCGCGCCUCGAUAGGCCGCGACUCGUAUCGUCGUCACUGCAAAAGGCACCGACCCAUGGGACAUACCCUAAGUAUGUGCAAGCUACAGCAGUGUCGACAUAAAAAAGGCUUGCACCUGCGUGGCAUUGACGACUCCCGGAUGCCGUGUGAAGGGGCGGGAGGGGAGUCAGGCCUGCAUCGCCUACACAGAUCAAACUACGAUCCCGAAUAUGCGCGUAUGGAAGCCUGGUUAGAUGAACAUCCCGAUUUUGUGCAAGACUAUUUUUUAAGGAAAGCAACGCGACAUGUGGUGGAUUCGUGGCUGGUAUCGCACACGACCCCGACGUCAUCGAGCGUCGAACUGGCGUCACCGACCCACAAUAAUCCAUCGCGACAAAGUUCUGGAGCCACAACGCCUGUUCGUAAAAUAUCGGCGCACGAAUUCGAACGGGGUGGGCUACUUAAACCCAUGAUUAGUACCAUCGAUGGUACCCCAACGUUUCUUACCGGAUCCGCGGAUGAACAAUCGCAAAUUGUCGGAGUGAGUCCGCAACCGGCGCGGAGACAAAGAAAGUCGAGAAACGAACUGAGACAACUUGAUGAAAAGGAACUGAUUUUUGAAUUGGUUAAAGACAUCUGCAACGAGUUAGAAGUGCGUUCACUUUGUCACAAAAUCCUUCAGAACGUGUCAAUGUUACUGAAGGCCGAUCGAGGUUCCCUAUUUCUAGUCCAGGGUACCAAAGGCGGCGGGUGUACCCCAAUGCCCCCCGGCGAAGUACCGCGAGGUCGCUGUCUCGUUUCUAAACUGUUCGACGUCUGCUCUAAAAGUACUCUCAGUGAAAUGGAAAAAAAAGACGAAAUCUGCAUACCAUGGGGCACUGGGAUCGUGGGGUACGUCGCUGAAAGUGGGGAAGCCGUGAAUAUACCAGAUGCAUAUCAGGACAAGAGGUUUAACCACGACAUCGAUGUCCUAACGGGCUACAGGACAAGAUCGCUUCUUUGUAUGCCAAUCAAGGACUUCAAUGGAGAUGUUAUAGGAGUUGCACAGGUGAUAAAUAAAAUCGGAGACACACCGUUCACGCAGCAGGACGAGCAAAUUUUCGCGAGUUAUCUUCAGUUUUGUGGUAUCGGCCUGAGGAAUGCGCAUUUAUACGAAAAGUCGCAGUUGGAAGUAAAACGAAAUCAGGUCCUUCUCGAUUUGGCUCGGAUGAUAUUCGAAGAACAGAGCACGAUAGAACACGUCGUUUAUAGGAUAUUAACACACACGCAGAGUCUGAUUCAGUGCCAAAGGGUCCAGGUAUUGUUAGUUCACGAAGGGUCCAAGGGUAGCUUUUCGAGGGUCUUUGAUUUUGAAGCUAACGAUCUAACUGCCGAGGAGGGUGAAUCUAGAACGUCGCCCUUCGAAAGCAGAUUUCCAAUAAAUAUCGGUAUUACGGGUUAUGUAGCUACGACAGGUGAGACUGUAAACAUAUUAAACGCUUACGAAGAUUCACGCUUCGAUCCAAAUGUGGACUAUGGUACAGGGUUUCGACAUAAGAGCAUCUUGUGUAUGCCCAUCAAAAAUUCAACGGGUCAGAUCAUCGGCGUGAUCCAGUUGAUCAAUAAAUUCGACGAUUUGCCGUUCACGAAAAACGACGAGAACUUCGUGGAGGCUUUCGCGAUUUUCUGCGGCAUGGGCAUACACAACACGCACAUGUACGAGAGGGCGGUUGUAGCUAUCGCCAAGCAGAGCGUCACCCUUGAAGUAUUAUCUUAUCACGCCACCGCUAGUCUAGAAGAUGCACAAAAACUUAAGGCCUUGAGGGUGCCUUCGUCUGCGCAUUUCAAUUUACAUAAUUUCGCUUUUGAUGAUAUUCAUCUACAUGAUGAAGAAACUCUCACAGCUUGUAUUAGAAUGUUCCUUGAUCUUGAUCUAGUCGAAAGAUUCCAUAUGGACUACGAAGUCUUGUGCAGGUGGUUGUUAUCCGUUAAGAAAAACUAUAGAAACGUUACUUAUCAUAACUGGAGGCAUGCUUUCAACGUUGCUCAAAUGAUGUUUUCCAUACUAACCGCUACGCAAUGGUGGAAUGUGUUUGGUGAAAUCGAAGUACUUGCUUUAAUGAUUGCUUGUCUCUGUCACGACUUGGACCACCGGGGGACCAACAAUUCCUUUCAAAUUAAAGCAUCGUCAGCUUUGGCCCAGCUCUAUUCAACCUCAACGAUGGAACAUCAUCAUUUCGACCAAUGCAUAAUGAUCUUAAAUUCACCGGGGAACCAAUUUUUAUCGGGUCUUUCGCCUGACGAAUACACUAGGGUUAUUAAGGUUUUGGAAGAUGCCAUUCUUUCUACAGAUCUAGCCGUUUACUUCAGAAAAAGAGGUGCAUUUUUCCAAAUAGUAGAGGAGGGUCCAAAUUGGGCUCUGGAAGAGCACAGGGACCUUCUAAGGGCCAUGCUGAUGACGGUUUGCGAUUUAGCGGCCAUCACUAAGCCCUGGGACGUCGAGAAACGGGUGGCGGAACUUGUUUCGUCCGAAUUUUUCGAACAGGGUGAUAUUGAAAGGACUGAACUUAAAAUAAUUCCUAUAGAUCUAAUGAACAGGGAAAAGGAGGACCAAUUACCCUUAAUGCAAAUAGGAUUCAUCGAUUCUAUAUGCCUACCAGUUUAUGAGGCGUUUGCAAACUUAUCUGACAAGUUGCAACCCCUCGUGGACGGUGUCCAACAAAACAGAGCACACUGGUUGCAAUUAGCAGAAGAACAAAACUUAAUCGUAGUACCACCCUCGGAGGGUGAUGACAGUGGGGAGAAAGAUUCCAACGAUAACGUAAAAACAACAACGACGAAAUCAACGACGUCGUCGCCUGUUAAAACCGGUUCUCUACCUACCACCAACAAUGUUAUCGUAGGGGGCAGCAAAGUAAGUAAGAAUGCCCUUUUCAACUGCACCCAUUCACCCCUCCCGGCUACUGAUUAGGGUAUCUUUUAGUCAGUUCUCGUGGCGUACUAAAAACUAACAAAUAAUAAAAAAAAUCAGUUCAUCAGACCAAUUCUUUUUGUAGUUCAAAUAAUUAAUAUGUAUUGUUAAUAUCAAAUUGUUUUUAUAUUUUUCGAAAUGAUGAAACGAAAGGGUGCUAAUAUGUAGUGAAGUUAAAAAGGAGUGUGGUUUUUAAGUACUGUUUGCGAGAACGUGUAGUUUUUAAGUAUUUUUAAAUUAUUUAUUAUCUAGUUUUAAUAUCAAAGACUUGAUCCUAUAAUAACUGAUUAGUAGAGUAGUGUUAUACGAAAUAGAGGAAGAAACUGUUGUAUUUUAAACAUAUUAAACGCUUUUUGUUUUUAA